Acaromyces ingoldii is the source of this 549-nucleotide messenger RNA. RefSeq lists its product as hypothetical. NCBI's taxonomy places the organism in Eukaryota, Fungi, Basidiomycota, Exobasidiomycetes, Exobasidiales, Cryptobasidiaceae. Bases 1 to 549 code for a protein of 182 amino acids. The transcript has 3 exons. The record is from RefSeq and is a predicted model, not a curated record.
AUGAAAUCCAUCUCGGUGCAGGCCUGCGCUCUUCUUCUCCUGUCCAUCGCCUUGUCCGUCAAUGCGGCUUGCGGCAAAAACCAGGAAGCAGACGAAUUCGGCGGACGCCAACGACCUUCACUUCCUAUGCACCAAGCAAGCCUCCAACCAUCACUCUUCCUGCUAAAAACCCGGCCCGGGCCAAAUCAGCUGAAACCCUCAGGACCAGCCACGAUGUGUCUCUCUUCACUCCAUCUUAGUCUAAAGCCUAUGGGUGACGAGCCUGAGCAGCAGACGCGUCACAAUCCUGCAUCAUGCAGCGAAAGGGGCGAGCGAGCAUCGAUGCUCCCUGAGGUCCCACAGCCUGUCCGAGAGCGCACACGAGACGGAGACGGAGGGGAAGCCGCCUGUCGCAGAGCAAGGCAGCUGCUACUUGGCUGGGCGAGGGAUUAUCGCGCGAUCUCCACGCUCGCGUCACUGCCCCUCCACUUCGCGUCGUCGCACGUGGGCUCUGCCACUUUCGAUCUCCUUGUCCUCAAACCACUCGAGGAGCUUUGCCGUGGCCUUUAG